AUGCCAUCCCCAUCGCCAUCACCCCAGAUUAAAGGCCGAGCAAAAGCACGGAUCUGUAAUCAUUGCGGCCGAGGCUUUCGCCGAACAGAGCAUUUGGAGCGCCAUGUCCGAACCCACACCAAAGAGAAACCAUUCGUUUGCUUCUGUGGGUCUGCCUUUACUAGGCGUGAUCUAUUGAAGCGACAUAAUCGAAUCACCCACCAAGAUAUUCUCACAUCGCCCGAUGCACAACCAGCGCCCGUGGUGAAGCCUGAUCUCCAAGGACCCCACAAUGUGACACCUGCAGCCCCUCCGCAGCAAUUUGAUGCACCCACUCGUCCAGUAGGAUCAAUUCCUGGGCCUUCCCCAGUGCAUCAAUGGUCUGCACCCCAAAAUGAUCACGUAUCGUAUCUAUCACAAAACCAGGGCGGUAUGAUGCCUGCCCAUCCUAAUGCCCAUCCACCACCAAACAGCCACCCGAGCAUGCAUGACCCGGCUAUGCUCCAAGCAGCACAAUUGCUUCUUCCUGGCGAUUAUCAAUCCACUGGUAAGAUUGGUGAUACAUCAGACCCAUUUGAGGAUGCAACUGUUGACAAUCUGCCAGCACUACCUUACUUGCCAGAAGAUCUCAACCAUUUUCAAGAAUUCACUCAUUUUUUAGAUUCCAUUGGUCUUCCAGCGGAAUGGCUUCCAGCUGAAGGCGAAGCUGCUCAAAUACAAGAUGUUGGUCUUGAAGAUAUGCAAAGACCUACUCAACCGCCCCAAGAGCAACCAAGACCUCGAGGGAACCCCCGGGAAGAGUCGCGUGGCGAUUCUCCUUUCCGGUCAUGGCUACCAUCAGUUCCUAGGGGUGAUCAGAGCUUAACCUCAAUCUCGGACACAGGUGUGCUUCGAAUCCAUACCUCUCCUGUAUCCAUUCGAGACUGA
Molecule: messenger RNA, 906 nt
Organism: Penicillium longicatenatum
Lineage: Eukaryota; Fungi; Ascomycota; Eurotiomycetes; Eurotiales; Aspergillaceae
Product: C2H2-type zinc finger protein
Exons: 2
Coding region: 1-906 (301 amino acids)
Biological process (GO): regulation of transcription by RNA polymerase II
Cellular component (GO): chromatin
Molecular function (GO): RNA polymerase II cis-regulatory region sequence-specific DNA binding; DNA-binding transcription factor activity, RNA polymerase II-specific
Source: RefSeq, a predicted model, not a curated record